Molecule: messenger RNA, 816 nt
Organism: Paramecium tetraurelia
Lineage: Eukaryota; Ciliophora; Oligohymenophorea; Peniculida; Parameciidae
Exons: 3
Source: RefSeq, a predicted model, not a curated record
AUGAAUAUAUCUGGAAUAGUUGAUUGGAUUCUUUUACAUCCAAUCCAAUACCCAGGCAGACAUAAUCACUAGUAAUAAAGGACGUUGUCAAUUUACAGAGAUCUUACUACAAAGGAUUAAUUUCUAUUGGUUAUUAACUCAUUGAAAGAAUUGCUAUAGGAUUGUUACAGCAAAGGCAAUUCUCUGCACAUUCACAACUUUGGGACAUUUAGUUUUGAAUUCAUAGGCCCGACUUCACAAGCUAUUCCCAUUAAGCAAUCAACACAAUUAAAAUAAUUACCGAAAUUAUAUCAAAACAUUAGGCCUUGUUUUAUAGUUGACCCAUACUUACAGAAAUAACUAUCUCGUUAUUCAUAAAAGGAUGAAAUUAACAAGAGUAGAGGAGUUGGAAGCAUAUACAACCAAGGACAUGCAACAUAAUUUUGUAAUCCAUAAACACUCUCGAAUAUGUGUUAUGUUGAUAAAUUAACAAUCGAAUCGAUUCUCAAAACAUUUACACAAGCUAUUAAUGAUUUAAUAAGGAUGGGACAUGAUGUGAAUCUGGAUUUUGGAUUAAGCAUUAUAAAUGUUAAGAAUAAAAAUUUGUAAUACAUGUUUGAUGAAAAAUUCGUAAAUUUUAUGAACCAACCUGAUUUCACGGAUAAUUUUUUAAAGUCUAAGCCUAUUACUUGUAACUUCUGGAAGAAUGAAAAAUCGAUUCAAGAUAAGAAUCUAAACGAGAUCUAUUUUGCCCCUUGUUCCCCAUAUAGUUUAGUGACUAAUCAAAAAACUAAGAAUUUGAUGAAUAUAAAAGACAUGACAUCUGUGUAAAAAUGA